AUGACCCGGAACGAUUCGUUACCCAUGGCCAAUUGGACAGAACAGUUCCGCCACGAAAAUUCUAUCCUUCAAGCCUAUAAAAUAGCCCGUCUUCUCAGAAAUUGCUACGAUGUCGGCUUCGCAAUCGUCUUCCCGAAAGACGGAGUCUCGGUCAAUGACGACAUUAUCAACUUUAACGACAUCCCCGAAGCAGACCGAAAAACUUCUCUGAUAGAUCUCGCACAUGGGUUUUUUGACUUGAGUCUAGUCCCCGAGGACAGAAAAGAAGAAGUCUUUCGUAGGCUAGAGAUAGCGUUCAAUACAAAGGGGAGUACCAUGGAUGCAUCCCCAACAAACGAAACCCCCAACACAACUGAGCUUCCUAUAAUCAUGGAUGUAUUAGAGUCGUGCUCACCACAGUCGACUACGAGUGCUAUCCCGUUCUCAAUUGAUCAAGGCAGAGAUGAAAUGACUUUGGUGGGGCAUCAAAGACGUGGAACGAAAGUGAUCCAUGAAGUUCGUGAUGUCGAUGUUGAACCACUCUCUGCGCAGAAAAAUCAGCAUGUUGAGGAGAAGAUCGAGCCAAUAGCUCGCAAAGAGUUGGCAGAAGCGGACGAGAUUAUCCAGAGACAGGACACCAAAACUGCCCAGCUACUUGAAUGGAAGAACCAAAACAGCCUGCUUGUUGAGGAUAUGGAAAGGGAUCAUGCAUUGCAGUCCAGAUACCUGGCCGCAAGAAAGAGCUUCCCAAACCCCAAACCAGGCAAUUAUAGAAACUCACCCCUAAUUGAGGAAGGCAAUUCUGCUGCUCGUGGUGGAAGAUGCUUAGCAGACUUGCAAAGAAUGGAAAUCAAGCCUGUGGAUGGCGACUCAGACUGGUUUGAAAAGGGGUAUUUCGUAACAAUCAAUGGUGUCCAAAGAUUUAAAGGAAUUUCAGCGGUUCGAAAGCUCCUAUAUAUGCGAUUCGACUUGCAAAAUCUCGAAUUCAUCGAUCAGCAGACUUUAAGCGAAUCUGAGACUACUUUCUAG
This is a messenger RNA of Botrytis porri, 1008 nucleotides long. RefSeq lists its product as uncharacterized. The transcript has 6 exons. The coding region runs from base 1 to 1008 and encodes 335 amino acids. The record is from RefSeq and is a predicted model, not a curated record. NCBI's taxonomy places the organism in Eukaryota, Fungi, Ascomycota, Leotiomycetes, Helotiales, Sclerotiniaceae.